AUGCUAAUACAACAGAACAAAAUAAAUAGUGAAGUGAAGGCGAGAAUUCAAGCCGGAAGGAUCGCUGUUGAGAACAGUGAUAGAAAGGGUUCCACAAGGAAAAAGACCACUGGGACGCCCAAGAUUAAGAUGAGAAGACAGAGUAAAAGAAGACGUGGAAAAAGUAAAGCCAGGAGAGGACUGAAAGGAAUUAUCGUUAGAAAGAGAAAGUUGGAGGCAAAUUUGCUGGACGGUAUGGUCUUAAAGGCCGAAAACCACGAAGAAGAAGUCAUACUAGUUUUAAAUAAAGUUAAAAAUAAAUUAAUUGAAGUUAAAUCAUCUUAA
Messenger RNA from Rhopalosiphum maidis (corn leaf aphid), 324 nucleotides. RefSeq lists its product as uncharacterized. The transcript is spliced from 2 exons. The record is from RefSeq and is a predicted model, not a curated record. Bases 1 to 324 code for a protein of 107 amino acids. NCBI's taxonomy places the organism in Eukaryota, Metazoa, Arthropoda, Insecta, Hemiptera, Aphididae.